AUGUCUUACCUUACUCCAUCUUUACCAUCUUUUUUGGUGCUUUCUUUCUUUUUUGCUUUCACGCUUUCCCCUUUUUUGGUCUUCUUCUUCUUUCAUGUCUUGUCUUACCUUACUCCAUCUUUACCAUCUUUAAAAUUGCGUGCUUUCUUUUUUUUUUUGCUUUCACGCUUUCUUUUUUUUUGUUUCUUCAAGACAUGUCAUGUUUUACCUUACUCCAUCUUUACCAUCUUUUUGGCUUUCUUUUUUUUUUUGCUUUCACGCUUUCUUUUUGCUUUUUGGUCUUCUUCUUCUUUCCAUGUCAUGUCUUCUUCUUCUUUCCAUGUCAUGUUUCCUCCAUCUUUACCAUCUUUAAAAUUGCGUCUUUCUUUCUUUUUUUGCUUUCACGCUUUCCUUCUUGCUUUUUGGUCUUCUUCUUCUUUCCAUGUCAUGUCUUACCUUCCAUUUUUACCAUCUUUAAAAUUGCGUGCUUUUCUUUCUUUUUUGCUUUCACGCUUUCCUUCUUGCUUUUUGGUGGAUAUCUUCUUUCCAUGUCAUGUCUUGCCUCCAUUUUUUUACCAUCUUUUAAAAUUGCGUGCUUUCUUUCUUUUUUUUCUUUCUUUCCUUCUUGCUUUUUGUCUUCUUCUUCUUUUCCAUGUCAUACCUUACUCCAUCUUUACCAUCUUUAAAAUUGCGUGCUUUCUUUCUUUUUGCUUUCACGCUUUCCUUCUUCUGCUUUUUGGUCUUCUUCUUCUUUCCAUGUCAUGUCUUACCUUACCUCCAUCUUUACCAUCUUUAAAAUUGAACUUUCUUUUUUUUGCUUUGCUUUCCUUUUGCUUUUGGUCUUCUUCUUCUUUCACAUACUCCAUCUUUUCUUGCUUUCUUUCUUUUUUAUUUCACGCUUUCCUUCUUGCUUUUUGGUCUUCUUCUUCUUUCCAUGUCAUGUCUUACCUUACUCCAUCUUUACCAUCUUUAAAAUUGCGUGCUUUCUUUCUUUUUUGCUUUCACGCUUUCCUUCUUGCUUUUUGGUCUUCUUCUUCUUUCCAUGUCAUGUCUUCCUUUCCAUCUUUACCAUCUUUAAAAUUGCGUGCUUUCUUUCUUUUUUGCUUUCACGCUUUCCUUCUUGCUUUUUGGUCUUCUUCUUCUUUCCAUGUCAUGUCUUACCUUACUCCAUCUUUACCAUCUUUAAAAUUGCGUGCUUUCUUUCUUUUUUGCUUUCACGCUUUCUUUCUUGCUUUUUGGUCUUCUUCUUCUUUCCAUGUCAUGUCUUACCUUACUCCAUCUUUACCAUCUUUAAAAUUGCGUGCUUUCUUUCUUUUUUGCUUUCACGCUUUCUUUCUUGCUUUUUGGUCUUCUUCUUCUUCUGGCAAUGUUCAUCAUUGCUUUUCUUUGGCCUUGUUUGUCUUCUUUCUUUCUUUCUUUUUUUCUUUUGAUAACGUAAGGCAGAUAACUCUUCCUUAUCUUUCCUUUCCUUUUUCCAUCACGUUUACUCUCACAAUCAUUUUCCCUCGUUCUCUCUCUCUCUUUUUCUCAUACGCUUCUUGUUUUCUUUCUUUUUUCUUCUCUAUUUCUUUUUAG
Messenger RNA from Acanthosepion pharaonis, 1554 nucleotides. Lineage: Eukaryota; Metazoa; Mollusca; Cephalopoda; Sepiida; Sepiidae. The record is from the annotation of a GenBank genome assembly.